Abrus precatorius (Indian licorice) is the source of this 537-nucleotide messenger RNA. RefSeq lists its product as uncharacterized. NCBI's taxonomy places the organism in Eukaryota, Viridiplantae, Streptophyta, Magnoliopsida, Fabales, Fabaceae. The record is from RefSeq and is a predicted model, not a curated record. The transcript has a single exon. The coding region runs from base 1 to 537 and encodes 178 amino acids.
AUGUCGAGGAGAGUUAUCCUCCAAACGACGUCGUCGCAGAAGCGACAACCGUUUCUGCAGCAGAGCAAGAGUAUCCCAACCACGCGCCUGGGCGAGGCGGUGGGAGGCACCGCCGCCGUGUGCUGCUGCUGUCCGUGCGGCCUGGCCACCGUCAUGUACCUGGCGAUCUGCAAGCUUCCAGCGAGCCUGUGCGUUAAAUUGCUGAAGAGGAAGCGGCGGCGCCACCUGAAGGACGGACUGUUUCCGCCGCGGCGGCGGUGCUCCUGCGGUUUCUGCGACGACAUGGGCGUUCGAAUUUACCCGAUUUGCAGCGACGACGACGAAGACGUGGCGGUUCUGAAGAGCCGAAGUUCUGUGGUGAAAGAAGAUAAGGAGGUGAUGGAAUUGGAGAAGGAGAUGUGGGAUAGGUUUUAUGGGUCUGGAUUUUGGAGAAGCCCUUCUCAGAGAGAUAAUAACAGUAGUAACAACUCUUCUUUGUUGUCGCAGAGGAUUGGAGGCAGUGUUUCUUUUCCCAACCUUCAGGUUCUUUCUGCUUAA